ACCUUUUACGUGGUGACCUCAAAAUCACUAGGGAUCAUCUACUAAUCAUGACUAACCUCCAUGCCAAAUAUGAAGAUUGUGGGUCAAAAGAAUCUUAAGUUAUUGGGCGGAUAAGCUUUUUGAAGUCAAGGCCCCUCUGACCUUGACCUUUGACUUGGUGACCUCAAAAUCAAUAGGGGUCAUCUACUAAUCAUGACUAACCUCCAUGCAAAAUAUGAAGACUGUGGGUCAAAGGAAUCUUAAAUUAUGGGGCGGACAAGAAAAUAUUGAAGGAGAGCCGGGCGGCCAGACUCCAGUAUACCAUACCCCCCUUAUAACUUUGUUGUGCGGGGUAUAAUUAUAUUUUAAAGCAGCCAUAUCACUGGGUUUUUUAUUCUGAAUGACUGUUAGUAUGCAAUAAAUUUUAAAUUGAUUUUCUUUCAAGCAGGCAUUUUUAUUCAUAUGUUUAAAUAAUCAAUACCAAACAAAGGUAGAAGUUUAAAUGUAAUGUAUUGAAUCUCUAUUGUGGGUGUAACCCGAUAUCAUUUUAUAAAUCUAUUUUCACUACAAGUUAACAUAACAUUGAGUAGACGGGCACUGACUUGUCGGAUCAAUAACUUAAGACAAUUGUUUUUCAAUAUCCUAAUGAGAAGUUUAAAUCACUGGCAAUAUUAUGGCUGUACCGGAUAAGAAAUCAUCUCAAAAAGUUUCAUCUAUACUAUCUCAAGGUGGUGCUGAAGAUUUUGACAUAUUCUGUAAUCAAUGUGACAAAGAUGACAUCAGACUACCUGCCUUUGGUUACUGUGUCGAUUGUGAGGUACAUUUAUGUCAAACUUGCUAUAACACUCACAGGCGACCAAAACCACUACGCCAUCACCAACUUCUAGAUAAAGAUCACAUGCCACAAAAACAAAACCUCAGUAAGUCAUUAAAAUCUACUUUAGGCCCACAGGAUGGUGAUUUAUCAAAGCCUUGUACCAAACAUACCAAAGAAAAGAUCAAGUUCUACUGUCAUGACCAUAAUACACUUAUAUGCAGCAUUUGUGUGACCCUUGAACACACACCAACAUCCUGCAAUGUGGACUACAUACCUGAUAUAUCAGGAGAGAUUUUAGACAGUACUGAGUUCAAAGAAACUCUUAAAGAUAUUCACAAAUUAACAGAAGAAUGCUGCCAGAUUACAAAAGAUAUGAAACAAAGAGUUGCUAAAUCAACAACUUCUCUGAAAGAUUCUAUAGCAGAGAUAGAGAAAUUUAGAAAAGAGAUUAACAAGAGAUUAGAUGAACUAGAAAAGGAGGUUAAAGAUACUGCAACAACAAUUCAACAUGACAACAGCAAAAAGUUGAAAACAACAGAAACAACAUGUGAUAACAUCAACAGAUCACUCCAAGCAUCAGCUGAUACUUUAAAACAUCUCAACACCAACAAGAAAACUGACCAACUGUUUACUGAAUUGAAAACAGCUCAGCAACAGAUAUUACACAAUGAAAAUUUAACAAAAAAACUACUUACAACCAAUGAUGUUGAUGAAUACACUUUUGAACCAAAUCAUGCUAUCAAAAAACUCAUUAAGAAUGAGAAAUCAUUAGGGGCGUUGAGAAAAAAGGCAAUAAAGCAACCAGCCCAAUCAAAGAAUACGGCUACAGUACCAAUGAAAAUGACUUCCUCUAGAAAUAUCAAUGUUAAAACAUCCUCAGAUACAAAGGAACUGAAACAACCAGCUCAAUCAAAGAAUAAGGCUGCAUUACCAAUGAAAAUGUCUACCUCUAGAAACAUCGAUGUUAAAACAUCCUCAGAUACAGAGGAGUGCCAUAUAUCAGGUUUAAUUGUCUUUUCUCAAAAUCAAGUAUUUGUAGCAGAUAACAAUAAUAAAUCAAUUAAAAUGAUAGACAUAAACAGUGAAGAAAUCAAACAACUAAAGCUUGAAUCAAAGCCCUGGGAUAUCACCAUAGUGACCAGAGAUACACUUGCUGUUACAUUAACAUACACCGACACAAUACAGUUCAUUUCCUUCUCCUCAAACUCUCUCUCAUUGAAAAACAAACUGAAAGUAAGUGGAUGGUGCCAUGGAAUAAGCCAUCAUCAGGGGAAACUUGCAUUGACAUUUUUAUCUCCUGCCAAACUCCAAAUCAUGGACUUGAAAGGUAAUAUGAAAAUUACAGUUGAGAAAGAUUCCAAUGGUGACAGUAUUUUCAUUCAACCUUGGUAUGUCACCACAAACAGUCAUUCAAUCUAUGUAUCUGAUACCUACAAAUGUGAAGUUAUAUGGUUUAAUUGGCAGGGAGAGAUGAUAGGAAGGAAAGUAGAUAUUGAACUUCCAAGGGGUAUUUCACUGUUAGAUGAUGGGUCCUUCUUUGUGAGUGAUUACAAGGGUAAUUGUAUAUAUAGAGUUAGUGGUGAUUGUAAAGACAGGACAACUAUACUGAAAGACGUGGAGUGUCCUGAAGCUAUAUGUUGGUGUGCUGAGACAAGUACACUUUAUCUAAAUACAUAUAUGAUAUUUUCUAAAAAGAACAGUCAUAUAAAAGUGUAUAAAAUGGUGUAGAACUAAGAAAUGACAAUUGAUGCAGUCAAGGAUAGACAAGAUACUACCAUUAAGUACAUCAGAUCAAGCAACCAUAAUCAAGAUCACCAGUAGCAUUCAAGAUCAACAGUAGAAUUCAAGAUCAUCAGUAGAAUUCAAGAUCACUAGUAUUCAAGAUUACCAGUAUUCAAGAUCACCAGCAGCAUUCAAGAUCACCAGCAGUCAAGAUAACCAGCACUCACUUACAAUUUAGCAACAUUUUAAUGGUAUUCAAUAUCAUUUGAUUUUUGUUGGUCUAUGUAAUGUGAACUAAAGUAAUUUUUUUAUAAAAAUCCAGGGUGGAAGAGGGGAACUUUUUUCCAUUUAUGAUACUGUGUUCUUUCUUUUCCCUGGUCAGAUUACAGUGUUUCAAAAGAAAAAUAAAUAUAUAACAAGAGGUUCCUGAUUCGCCUACCAGAAACAACUGUUUUUCAGUGUUAGAAAUUAUUUUUCAAAUGAACUUGCCCAAAGGCAGGUCACCUCAACUUUAACUUGCCCCUCUUGUAAUAAACUUUCACAACACUGAUUGUUUUUUCCCUUCUUCAUAAUAAACAAUAGGGGCAAGAUGGCCCUAGAUCACUCAUCUGACCCAUCAUUUCAUUGUUCACUAUAUAAAUUGAAAUAUUUUGUCCUAAUAUUUUAGAAAGGCUUUGUUAAUGAUAUCUAUGUUGCAAACGUGUUCCUAUGAGACAAUGUAGAAUAAAUGCAGAAUAAAUGACCACUUUAGCAGGGUUAAUUUUGAUGGGACUUUUUUAUAUGAAUACAAAAAAUGUCACAUGCAAAAUAUGUAAGGUGUAGAUGUAAACAAAUUUUUUAUACAUUCAAUAUUGUAACGUGACUGUAUCUAAAAAUAAGAGCUGUCACAGGUAGGGUUGGAUAUCGUUAAGAACGAAACAAUAAGAUACAAUACCGAUACUUGUGAAACAAUACGGUAUUUAUUGAUACCAAAACUCUAUACUUUUAAAGCGUUUGAGCAGCUUUAUUCAUUAUGUAUUCAUUAUUUCUAUAGGAAUCUUAUUUUGUUUUGUUUUAUUAUCAAAUAAAAGUAAUUAUCAAG
Molecule: messenger RNA, 3599 nt
Organism: Ruditapes philippinarum (Manila clam)
Lineage: Eukaryota; Metazoa; Mollusca; Bivalvia; Venerida; Veneridae
Product: E3 ubiquitin-protein ligase TRIM71-like
Exons: 2
Coding region: 653-2524 (623 amino acids)
Molecular function (GO): zinc ion binding
Source: RefSeq, a predicted model, not a curated record